AUGUCCUUUGACAAUAGCACCGGGUCCCUGUCAUUGCACUCUGUGACUGUUGCUGAAUCUGGAGAGUAUCAAAUACAGAGCCUUAAUCCCCGAUUUCUGGCCAGAACCACCCUCACUGUUUUGGAACCAGUCUCUAAUGUGUCAGUGAGAGCCAAUGCUACUGACCUGGUGGAGUUCAAUGAUACAGUCAGUGUAAAAUGCUUUGCCAGUGGCUCCUCCCUCACUUUCCAGUGGCUCAAUGGCUCCUCUCACAUCACAGUCAGUGAACGAGUUCAUCUGAGUGACAGCAAUCAAACUCUGACCAUUUCCAACAUACUGAGAUCAGACAAGGGUCCUUUCUAUUGCGUGGUGUCCAAUCUAAUCAAUAAUAUAACAAAUGGUCCAGAUGAUGUUAAGCUGAUUGUCAAGAAUUCAAAGACAGACAUUUUUGAGCCUGGUGCAAACCUCAUCCUUUUAUGCUCAGCUAUUUCAAGCCCCCCCGCGCAGUUCCAGUGGGAUUUUAAUGGGGCGAGACGGGACAAAGUGGGAUCGGAACUCAAGCUGGACAAUGUACAUCACAGUCUCGCUACUGUGGAGGUGAAGCCUUCCAUGAACCCCAUCUCCGUGGGACAAAAUGUGACUUUCAGAGUUUUCCCUGAGAUGUCUAUUCCGGUGGGUGUCUGGUCUCACGAAUCCAGUGUCUUCCUGCUGUGCAAUGACAUCACAGUCAAUGAACGAGUUCAGCUGAGUGAUGAAAACCGCACUCUUACCAUAUCUACGGUUCUGAGGUCUGACAAGGGUCCACUGUACUGCGUGGUAUCCAAUGGCGUCAGCAAUGGGACGAGUCCGCCAAUCGUCCUUGACAUCAGAUAUGGCCCAAGUAACAUCUCACUGACUGUAAGCCCUCAUGUAGCAGCCCACAGGGCUGGAUCUGAUCUCACUCUGUCCUGUUCCUCUGAGUCAAACCCCCCUGCACUCUAUCAGUGGGCCUUCGACGAGACAACGCUACACCAGAAGGGCUCGCAACUUUUACUUGCAAAUGUUCACCAAAAUCAGACUGGAAAUUAUACCUGCUGGGCCUACAAUAAUGUUACACUCAGAUAUGACACUGCAACGACAUGGGCAAUCAUCAUAGACCCUGUAUCAAAGGUCAAAAUUGAUGCGACAGGACAACAUCCAAUAGUGAAUGAGAAUUUUACACUGAGCUGCGGUGUGUCAGGACCAGUCGAUUUUAUUCAGUGGCUGAAGGAUGGAUGGCCAUUGUCAUUGAACAACACAACAGCCUUGUCAGGGGACAACAGUUCACUUUCCUUCAGUCCAGUGCAACUGACUGACAACGGAAACUAUGAGUGUGAGGCCAGCAACGCCGUGAGCAACCAAAGCAGCCCUGCAUACAAGCUGUUGGUCAGCUUUGGACCAGAGCAGCCAGUCAUCACUGGACCAGCCAUAGCACAAGCAGGAUCAGUGAUCACCUUCAACUGCACGGCCUCCUCUCAGCCUCCCAGCCAGUACAGCUGGUUCUUCAAUGACACACAGGUUGCACAGGGAUCUGUGUUUAAAUCCGACACUCUGACCCUGGCCAGCAAUGGGACGUACACCUGUGUGGCCUUCAACUCUGUCACUGGGAAGAACAGUUCUGCAGUGAAGGAGCUUGCUGUCACAGGUUCCAUCACUGGUUCUGCUACCACUGUUGAAUGGCUGAAAGAUGGACACCCCCUCCGACCGAAUGACACAGUAACGUUCAAAGUGGACAACAGCUCGGUGUACUUCAGUCCCGUCCAGAUUUCUGAUGAGGGCAACUACCGGUGUAUCGCUUCCGACACUUUCCAAAGUACAGCCAGCCCCAUUUACCAUCUCUUGGUGAACUAUGGGCCAGAGACACCUGUCAUCACAGGUAUCACCACCAUAAGAGAAGGGGACACGGUCACACUCACCUGUUCUGCCCCCUCCCAGCCUCCCAGCCAGUACUUCUGGACCUUCAACAAUGGCAUAAACUUCGUAGGCAUGAGCUCCAAGCUGACUAUACACUACGCAAAUGUCAGUAAUGCAGGCUGGUACACCUGUGCGGCACAGAAUUGGCUCCUCAAUACGACUUCCUCGACCAACAUCACCCUAAACGUCACUCGUGAGUGA
Molecule: messenger RNA, 2112 nt
Organism: Scleropages formosus (Asian bonytongue)
Lineage: Eukaryota; Metazoa; Chordata; Actinopteri; Osteoglossiformes; Osteoglossidae
Product: carcinoembryonic antigen-related cell adhesion molecule 5-like
Exons: 10
Coding region: 1-2112 (703 amino acids)
Source: RefSeq, a predicted model, not a curated record